Messenger RNA from Aaosphaeria arxii CBS 175.79, 2127 nucleotides. Its product is annotated as FAD/NAD(P)-binding domain-containing protein. Gene Ontology annotation, molecular function: monooxygenase activity; FAD binding. The coding region runs from base 303 to 1676 and encodes 457 amino acids. NCBI's taxonomy places the organism in Eukaryota, Fungi, Ascomycota, Dothideomycetes, Pleosporales. The record is from RefSeq and is a predicted model, not a curated record. The transcript is spliced from 2 exons.
CUUAAUCCAAUGACAUUCGUCCCGCCUUUCCUCGCAUAAGUCUUCGUAGCGCUGCCUAGAAGUCGUGAUCAGGAAUCCACAUGAUGCGCCACCGACUUCGAAAUGUUGGUGCCUGAUCGUAGUUCGUAUUGCACACGCGUCUGUUGAUAGCCACUUCACACGGUUAUUAUUUUUCUAGAUGCGAAAGAAAAGUAUGUGCUCGACAUUGAACCCAACAACUAUUUAGACUGGCCGAUCCCAAGGCGAUGUAGUUGAUGGUAUGACUUCAUUGAUCGUCGACCCGAACUAUCCGCAAUCUCAACAUGAAGAUUAUUAUUGUUGGCGCAGGAAUCUGCGGGCUGUCUACCUAUCUACACCUUCGCAAACAUUUGUCCAGCGAGCAUUCGAUAAUCAUCUAUGAAUCGCACGCUCCUCGCUUUUAUGCAUCAAAAUAUCCACCAACCCCUGCCGACGUAGACACAUCUCCCGAGGGAUUCAACCUUGACGACUUAUCGAAAUCUACGGUACUGGUAGGCGGCGGUCUAGGCAUCUCUCCCAAUGGAUUGGGAGUUUUACGAAGACUUGAUCCGGAAUUGCAUGCCGCAGUUAUAGAACAGGGCUUCAAAGCUGAGCACUACGUGUUUAAGGGUGCCAAUGGAUGGACGCUUGGGAAGCAGAAAACAUCGGACAAGGGUGUCCAUCCAGAUAGCGUUGAGGAAGAGGCAACUGUUGCUAGUUCUAGGCAUGGUCUUUGGGAAACAAUUCGCAAGUAUGUCGGUGAUGGAGUGGUACAAUACAGAAGGAUAACGCAUGUCGAACGCGACGAAGAGACCGGGAAGACAAUUGUAAAAGGUAUAGAUGGAGAAGGCAAUACAAUCGACGAUGUAGCAGAUCUCUUGAUCGGUGCAGAUGGUUCACGAAGCAUAGUACGGACAGCGCUAUUUGGGACUGACGAAAAGUACCAGGCAUACUAUCUGUCAGUUCUGGGCCUCUAUCCUGCACAUUCCAAGCUAACGACUUAUAGUGGCCAGUCAGGUGUAGGAGGAUUCUUGAGAACAGAAAUUCCUGAUGAAAUCCUUCAAGAUCGUAGAAUGGUUUUCACUUUUGGCAGAAAUGGUUUCUUCGGAUACUCAUCGGCUGGUCCUCCGUCCGCUAAAUCCUUGAUGUGGUGGUCUACGUUUGAGACAUCAAAUCUUCCACAGACAAAAGCCAUUGACUCGGCCUCCAUCAAACAGGAAUUGAGGGACCGCCACAAGAACUGGAAGGAUCCUAUCCUACACACUGUGCUCGAUCAUGCUGAAGUUGAGUCCAUCUAUCCAACAUGGGUAGUGCCUGAGCUUCCACAUUGGGGCGAAAACGGAAUAGUGCUCGUAGGAGAUGCUGCGCACGCUUUGGACCCGACCACGGGGCAAGGCGCAAGCCAGGCUUUGGAAGACUCAGAGACAUUAUCGUUAUUGCUUGCAAGGUGUCUCAAACUGGGCGAGGACGGCAAACUGAAUGAGAGAGAAGCCAAUGCACUUGCUAUCAAGCUUUUCCACGAAAUCCGAGGUCCUCGGAUCCAUAAGAUUGUCGAGCGUGGAAAGAAGAUCUCCGGUCAGAAAGGAAAUAUGAGUAUUGUGGCAGAAUACUUCAUGUACUUCUUCCUUUGGACAGUGAUCCAUGUUCCGGCAAUUGGUAUGUUCAAGCAAAUGAUAUAGUGUUCGAAGAAUGACUGAUCCUUGAAACAGGCAAAGCCAUGAUUGGAGAUACCAAUAUGGAGCUGUAUGGUUGGUCGGCAGAAGCUGAGGUAGACAAAGCGCUGAAAAGUCGAGACCCAGAUUGGCUAUACGAACAAACGCGUACCAUAUCAUCCUGAGUAGGGCAAUACUCACCCUGUCUUCAGUCGGUCUGUGGGUGCGAAUAAUCGGACGACUCUCCCCGAAGUAGAACAUUCCGCGAUUUUAAUGAUCGAAUCGGAGUGACCCUUACAUCCAUUUGGCAAUAUGAUUGGUGAUAAGCUUCUUGAAAACCUCCAAUUGCUUUUCGUGCAUGAUAAGUCUGGCCUGCUGCAACUCGGGACGUGCUUUGAGCGUUUGAUCAAUACGAUGCUGAGUGCCGCCAUAAACAACUGUAUAGUCUGGCAAACUUGUACUGCCCGGUAUGAUGGUG